This is a messenger RNA of Suillus paluster, 1458 nucleotides long. RefSeq names its product reductase AKOR2. Gene Ontology annotation, cellular component: cytosol. Bases 426 to 1355 code for a protein of 309 amino acids. Lineage: Eukaryota; Fungi; Basidiomycota; Agaricomycetes; Boletales; Suillaceae. Gene Ontology annotation, molecular function: aldose reductase (NADPH) activity. The transcript has 9 exons. The record is from RefSeq and is a predicted model, not a curated record.
UUAAACUACAUGAAGGGGACGCAAGACGGAUUGAUGCGUUGGACAAGAAUAGAAGGCUUUGUAUAAAGCCUGAUAAGCAGGGAAAGGUGUUUGGGUGGACUUUCGAUCGCCUGGGAUGGCAAGAAGAAAGGACACCUCAGGCAGAAGCAAAACUUUAGAGGUGGAUUCCAAUGGAAUCACGCUGGAACUGGAAUUGACUAGGUUUCAUUUGAGCUGAUAAACGUCUGUCAUUUGUCCCCACUUGCUGUAAGUGUCAUUGUGUUAUCAUCUUCUGGUGAGUAGCCCCCCGCGGGGAAAUCCCAGGCUGUCUUGUGAUAGUGGUGCCGGGCCGUUUGAGUACUAUCACUGUGUAACUUUGUGAACAUCUCACGACUCUGACGAUUUGUGAAGCCAAUCCAGCGUGGAGGUCUACUAUUCACCCCGACAUGUCUGAAUGGCUAACGAACACACUGACCUUGAACACAGGGGCCAAGGUUCCCAUUGUGGGUCUUGGAGUAUUUGCUAGCAGAGAUCCUGUUGAACAGGCUAAAGCGGCUCCCUGGAUCCUCACCGCCCUGCAAGCAGGUUACAGACACAUUGACACAGCAUGGAUUUACGGAACAGAGAAACCUGUUGGAGAUGCGAUCAAGGCCUCUGGUAUUCCCCGUGAAGAACUCUUCGUUACCACGAAGCUUCCCUGGAACCACACGAAACGGGUACAGUGGUCUAUCGAUCAGAGCUUGAAGAACACGGGGCUGGACUAUUUUGACCUUUACUUGAUACACUGGCCUCAUAGCGUCGCAUAUGAUGAAAAUGAUUCUAGGCCACGAAACCCUGAUGGUCAGAUUAAACUAGAUGAAACAGGCAACUUCAAUGAUACCUGGGCUGAGAUGGAGAAGGUCCUGGCCAGUGGGAAGGUCAAAGCGAUUGGACUCAGCAAUUUCUCCAUCAAGACGAUGGAAGAACUAUUCAAGACUGCUAAAGUAACACCGGCCAUGCUUCAAGUCGAGAUGCACCCUUAUCUGGCACAGAAUGAGCUGUUAGCUUAUUGCAAAGAGAAAGGAAUCGUUGUAACGGCAUAUGCUCCGACAGGUUAUGCGACCGUACGAGAAGAUCCGACGGUGGCUGAGAUAGCCGGUCACUACGGCGCUACACCUACACAAGUAAUACUUUCAUGGCACGUGAGUAGAGGCGUGGUUGUUGUUCCAAAGAGCGCGGACCCUGCACGACAGAAGGAGAACUGCCAGAUCUUCAACCUAUCAGAAGCGGAUGUGCAGAUCAUCAAUGGGCUUGAAAGAAAUCAGCGCAUAUGCAAUAAGCCCGACGAGUCCGGAAACGUAGCGGGGUGGUCUAUGGAAAUGCUGGGUUGGAUGUGAUCGAGAGCAGCAAACCUACUGUUAUAUCACUCCCCACGACUCCUGCAAUAGAUAUCAAUGCUGAACCAUUCGAAUGGUUGAGUACACAGUACAACAGGGGAAA